AUGAAGGGAUUAGAGUAUGAGAUUAGAGAACUAAAUAAACAAUUCCGAGAACUGAGGAAGAGCUACAGCAAACCUGUGGUCUUUGCUGGAAAAAUCGUGGAUGAACCGGAAGUGCCGACGACGGAAAAUGCCCUACGAAGAAGCAAGGAAAAGGUAAUAGAAGGACAUAUGAAGAAGAUGAUGAAGGAGAAAUGGGAUGAGUCAUCAAAGACGAUAUUG
Messenger RNA from Acaulospora morrowiae, 219 nucleotides. The record is from the annotation of a GenBank genome assembly. Lineage: Eukaryota; Fungi; Glomeromycota; Glomeromycetes; Diversisporales; Acaulosporaceae.